ACACGUCGUCAUUAGACACAAGUCCAGAGGGAGCAAAGUUAUGGGGCUGAUUAGUUCUUCCCCCCGGGGGGACAUGAUUGUGACCAUCCUAUGCCGAUGGGAAUAGAGGGACGAGCUGUCAUGACAGACAUGAGCGCCGGGACGACGGAGAGGUGGGCGAAAUGGCAGUGGGGGGGUGUAUAAGAGGAGGAAGGAUUAGAGUUCAGAGUGGUGGAUGUUUGGAGGAACUUAGAGACAAUCUUCUCAGGUACCUGAUGAAAUAAGCCCAUGUGUAGCAGGAUGGGCACAUUUGUGACCCUGACGGAGGUGCUAGAGGCCCGGGGUUCACCCCUGGAAGAGGACGAAGUCUGGUGUCUGCUGCUGGCCACCGCUGAUGCCUUACUGGACAUCUCCAAAAAAGGUCCAGGUAAUAUGUGUACUGUGUUGAGCCCUGGCUCAAUGCUACUGUCAGCCAAUGGGAGCCUGGCCUUCAAGAGCUGCGCACGAAGUGAAGACGUGGCUUCUUACACAGCUCCCGAGGUCCAGCAGGGUCUCACUCCUUCCACCAGGGCUGCUGCUGAAAAGGUGGUAGUAUACUCACUGGGAAUGACUCUUUACUGGUGCGCCGAUUAUCACCUACCUCAGAAUCAGCCAGUCCAGAUAAGCACAGAGCUGGAGGGUUUGCUGCUGAGCAUGUGUGAGGACAUGGCGGUGAGGAGGACCGACCUGCUGACGGUGCUGGAGACCUGCGAGUUCCAUCACAAGUCCUCCAUGCUGCCAUCCCCAGAGCGCCUCAUCAGGCAGCUGGUAGAGGACGUCUACAGAAACUCAGCCGACCACGUGGCCAUGACCGAAAACGGAUCCCAGCUAACAGACCGCAGUCAGAUGGUCAGGGAUAGAUUACACAGAGGUUCUUUCAGUAACUCGACAUGGACCCUAAAAAAGAAGAUCCACAGAACCUUUUCAGGAACAUCGUAUCCAGCUGAUACUACAGGGAUUCCCUCGGGAGGUCGGCUCAGAGAAAGUUACCCCAGCUGGCAGCAUUUGAACCGUACCCCCUGCAGCCCAUACAUGGAUGGCAAUCGAACUACCAGUGCAAGAUCCCUCCCGCAGUUCGAGUCCGCAAUGAGUUUGAACGAUAAGAAAAUGAAAGACAUGGGGCCUGAGUUUCUCAGAGUUUUAGAGGAACCCCUUGUCGUUUUGGAACUACCUGGAUCCAUCCUGACAAAGAAAGGGAAAUCUCCAGCCACCCAUAGAGAGCUCAGUGUGGUGAUGCCAAAUGGUCAAAGCAUCCUGGUCAAGUGUGAAGUGAAAACCAGAGGAGGGGAUGUGUUUGACAUGAUCGUGGCUCAUGCAAACCUGGUGGAACACUUCUAUUUUGGCCUUGCAUAUAUAGAUGAUAAUGAGUUUUUCUUCGUUGAUAAUGACACCAAGAUUUCCAAAGUGGCUCCAGAUAGCUGGAAGAAAGUGCCUACAACAACUUUUGUCCUUUUCUUCAGGAUCAAAUUCUUCGUGAACAACAUUUCUCUUCUUUUGCACAAACAGACCCGUCACCAGUUCUACCUCCAGCUAAGGAGGGACCUUUUAGAAGACAGACUGUCCUGCCAUGAGGAGACUGCUCUGUAUCUGGGAGGUCUGGCCUUGCAGACAGAGUAUGGAGACUGCAUGCCUGAGGUGUACGGUAGAAACUACUACCGACCUGACCAGUACGUCUCCAAGAGUGUGAUGGAGAAACGUGCCUUGCCUUACGUUCAGGCAGAGCUGCUGAGACUUCAUGCCAAUAAUGCCCAAAUGCUCACAGAUGAAUCAGAGCUUGAAUUUCUGAAGAUUUGUCAGCAGUUGCCUGAAUACGGCGUCUUGUUCCACCGUGUGAUACGGGAGAAAAGGCCUUCGGACGGAGAGAUUGUUCUCGGAGUUUGUGCCAAAGGUGUCAUCGUCUACGAGGUUAAAGAUGGCUGCCGGUCCACCGCUCAGAAUUUCUUCUGGAGGGAGACGGCUACCAUCUCCUCUAGCAAGAGAAAAUUUAUAAUCGAGUGCCGGGGCAGCCGGAAGAAAUACAACUUUAUCACAGAGAGGUCCAGGAUAGCCAAGUACUUGUGUAACCUCUGUUCUGCCCAGCACAAGUUUAACAAUGAGAUGAGCUCCCGGCAGCUAAGCCACAGCCUGGUCUCAGGUAAGGUUUGGCGGCGUAGACGUCCGCUGCCGGACUUCCUUUGUAGUUUCAUUGCACAGGACAACAUUGUGAAGUACGCAGCUGUGUGCCGCGCUCAGAGCAGCCAGCUCAAGUCCAUUUCGUGUUCCGAGACGCCCCAGGACGACAGCGGCCUGACCACGCCACAGGAAGAGUCGCUGAUCAAGCUGUGUGACGACGUCGCAGCCAGAAUCGAGGCCCGUCAGCACCUGCUCCAGCAGCCAGCGCAGCAGCACAGGUUUACGCUCUCCAUCCUGUUCCCAGAGGAGCGGGUCGGAGGCCCAUUCCGGAUCCCCAGCAGCCCGAGGCACAGCGUCUUCACACUUACAGCCCAACUACAUGUGCUUGUGUGCUUCUGCUCUAGUCAGCCAGUAGUUUCCCCUUCAAGAGAAUUUCGUGUCUCCUCACUCAUUCAGAGCGAUUUCUCCUUUUGGCUAAUGGUUGGUCGUAUCACUCGUCCAACAGAAACGCCGCCUAAACUGGGCACUCCUUCGGAGAGGGAAGUCAUCUGUGUUUCACUGAAGAAAGACCCAAAACUAGGCUUGGGUAUAGUUAUAGUUGGAGAGGACACAAUAGGCCGCUAUGACUUGGGCAUUUUUAUCGCCUCCAUUGUGCCUGGAGGACCUGCAGACAAGGACGGACGCAUCAGACCAGGGGGUCGCCUGAUAUCCCUGAACCACGUCAGCCUGGAGGGCGUCACUUUUAGCGAGGCAGGAGAGGUCAUGGAGGGCAGCCCUGAGGAAGUGCAGCUCAUCGUCUCUCAGCCUAAAGUCCCACUAAGUCCCACCAGCGUUCGCUCUCCUGUGUUGAGAAAAUAUGGGUCCCAGACUACGCUGAUCACAGACGGACGUUCAGGAGACGAUAGCCUGGAUGAGAUCGUCUCCGUCAUGAUGACACCAAAGGCCUCCAACAGGCUGCACGUCCCACGAGACGUUCGAGCCCUCAGUACCCAGGACGGCUGCCCUAUACCUCCAUCUCUGAACUGUGUGGGGUCAGAGGAGAUCUCUGUGGAGCUCAGGAAGAUCUCUGGAAAUCUGGGCAUCAGCAUCUCUGGUGCAGCAAACACUAACAUUCAAAACGGGGGAAUCUACAUCAAGAGCCUCGUUCCCGGAGGGGCAGCAGAGAGAGACGGACGUUUACACACAGGUGAUAGAAUUUUGGAGGUUGAUGGGAUUAACUUUCAUGGCUUCACCUACCAGCAGGCCGUGGAGUGUCUGGGUAAAACCGGGGAGGUGGUCUACUUUGUUGUGAGACGGGAGUCAGUCAACCUGCCUAAGGUUUCUGUGAUUGCUGAUGCAGACAGUCCGGUGUCCAAUCAAAGAGUUCGUCAAACCACCAGCCAUCUGAGACUCAACAGUUCGUCAUCCCUCAGCUCUCCCACAAGCACGAGGUCUGACCGUUCCAGAGACUACAGCUUCGUCACUGAUGAAAAUGUUAAGGAGGUGACUCUGACCAAAGACGUCAAUGGUCUGGGAUUUAGCUUCCUGAUGUGUGAGCUGGACCCACCCACCAAGGCCUUCAGCAGCCUGGUCCGGGUAAAGCAGCUCUUCCCUGGCCAGCCUGCGGAGCAAAGCGGCAGAAUUCAGGAGGGCGAUGUCCUGCUGGCUAUCAACGGCCAGUCGCUGAAGGAGCUGUCCUAUCCAAAAGUGCUAAAGCUGUUCAAGAAUUCCCCAGCUGAAGUGAGGCUAACUCUCUGUCGGCCGUCGCCAGGGAUUCUCCCUUCCAUGGACCAUUUCAGCGGCACCUGAUCCACCUUUUGAGCUUUUCACUAGCACUGGCGUUUUGAAGCAACAUCAUGCUUUCAGAUGAUGCAGGAGGUGGUGAUGGAUACUGAAGGCUUGCAGUUGUUCUGACCUGUUAGCAGAAUGCUGUUGGCACUGUGAAAAGUGAGAAUAGCAGAGGACAGAAAACUGAGUCAGAGAGUUUUCUGCCAGGUGCCAAUACAACCUAGAACCUCACAGUGUGUCUGAGGAUAGAGGAACCUGAUCCCAGGAAACAUCAUGACUGAAAGAAGAAGAAGUUCAACACAGAAGUUUCCACCAAUAGAAGAAGAAAACUGAAGUGACGAGAACAAAACAUUGUUUAAAACAUUGCUUUAUUGGGCUUACAUUAUGUAACCAAAUAAAAAUAAAAGCUACUGAACUGAG
Molecule: messenger RNA, 4317 nt
Organism: Xiphophorus hellerii (green swordtail)
Lineage: Eukaryota; Metazoa; Chordata; Actinopteri; Cyprinodontiformes; Poeciliidae
Gene: frmpd2
Product: FERM and PDZ domain containing 2
Exons: 29
Coding region: 268-3918 (1216 amino acids)
Cellular component (GO): cytoskeleton
Molecular function (GO): protein binding
Source: RefSeq, a predicted model, not a curated record